AUUUAGAUUAUAUAUUUAAACUGUUUAUUAAUUAAACUAAUGAACAAUUUAGGUAUUUAAAAUAAUCGAUUCCAUUAAAAGGCUAUUGAAAAUCGAAUGAAAUCUGAAUGUAAUGAGUGCUAUAUGCUCAAUACACGAACUAAGAAAUAAAAAAAUGAGUAUUAUGAAAAAUGGUUGAAAUAAAGAGAGAAGGAUUCUAACGCAUCAACAGAAACAUUUUUGGACAUCAUUACACCUAACCUUCCUUAAGCUAAGAUUCCAAAUGCAUUUUAAGUUAAGUUGAUCAAUGAUAUUUUAAAUAAUCAUAAGAACUCAUUUCAUUAUUGAUUAAUAAUAUUCC
Messenger RNA from Paramecium sonneborni, 340 nucleotides. Lineage: Eukaryota; Ciliophora; Oligohymenophorea; Peniculida; Parameciidae. The record is from the annotation of a GenBank genome assembly.